AUGGCGUUGAUGUACUCAGCGAGACACCUAGUAUUGAACAUUGGCGGACCGGCAGAGCUUUUGGCCGUUGCUGCUCUUUCCCCCGACCUGAGCAUCGUACCUGGUGUUCGCAUUCGAAUGGCAGACGAUGUCCUUGUCGUGGACUCGGGCAGCGCUUGGUGUCGGAAAAUACGACAGGUGCAAUGGAUGCCGUCACAAGUCGACUACCUCCUUGCGAAAGCCGUCUUUCCUCUUAGCUCUGCGGUUGUGCUCUUUGCCGACUCUCUUGGCGAUCUGACACAGGCUGCGAGGGUAAUAGCUGGGUUAAGCCGAUUUUUACCAUACGUUGAUGAUCUGCUGCCACCGUCCCUGAUUGUCUUGACCGUCAAGGACUGCACGCAGGAGACCUUUCAUAGUCGGGUCACUGACGAGCUUCUUGACAUGCUUCGGGUUGAGCACCCCCACGAAGGCCACAUUCGGCAUACUAUCUACGACCGCUGGCGAAGCCGAGUUCGUUCGGUGCAGAUUAUCCAGAAGCGGCCGCCAGAUAGCUGGUCGGACAUUUUUCGAUCUGCUACUCUGACUACCCAGGAGCGCUGGAAUUACGGUUUCGGCCUUUCGGAACGAGGCUUUCAACGCUUGUGCCGUCAUGCCAUCGAUAGUUAUGAGAGUGGGAGCUUUCACUGUCUUCGUGCACGGGGCGUACAUGACCAGAUCACGACAGCGGCGCAGAAUUACUUGAUGACCUUUCUUCGCUCUUUGAACGACAUCAAAGCGGAGCACGUCGAGGCCAUCGCAUCCUGUGUUGCUGUCAAUGCCUACCGGGAUGACGCGUAUGGCGCGUGGCUGGCGGAGGACUACUUCAUCCGCAACAUAUCUCUCCCCGACUGCGCACGGAAACUAAAGGGCCAAAGAACAUGGCUUCCGGCAAGAAACACCGGGCGGGGUCAGAACUGUGUCGCGAUUCAGCUUGGGGUCAAAGGUACAGCAAACUAUUCCGUGUCCGACGUCAACAGUGUACGCGCCAGAGCAAAGAGAGGCUGGGACAUGUUGCUAGAAAGGCGCGGUCGCACCAAGACUACAAUAGCAUCCACUAUUGCCCACGAGUGUGAGCUAGCAUGGCAGCGUCAGCCGGCUCUUGUCAUCAAUUGCGACAGCCAUAGUGCUCGCGAAGCCGUGCAAAGGAUGUUUGCAGGGCUGUUCUACACGGAGGUGCAGUCCAUGCCGGCCAAGACAUCAGUACCUCCAUUUUCCUGCCGGCUGUUGGUGAAGUGUCGCCUUGCGUAUGGGCGUCACCUGAAUGCCGUGGUCCAUUCACUAUUGGAGCACUCUGUCAGGGUGUACUGUGAAGUAUCUGGGACCUGCCACAGGUCUACCAUAUGCGACUCCUCCGGAUGGCAGGCGUAUUCAACGUCCACGAAAACGAACUUCACCUACUCCAUUCCUGUCACCAUUCAGGCGCUUGAAGAUGAAGUGCGAGUCCGCAUAGAUGGACUUCGGGAGACGGAGACGGCGCUGGAUGUUGCCAAUUCGCCUGCCCCGUUCUUUGAACUCUUAGCCAGGCAAAGUAGCUAUGAUAUCGAAGUCACAGACGACGAAGAUACUGCGACUAUAUUCACAGACAUGGCAGCCGAUUUUGACGAAGAAAUCUCUGCAAUUCAAGAACAGCUACUGGAGUUGAUGUAA
This is a messenger RNA of Cordyceps fumosorosea ARSEF 2679, 1665 nucleotides long. RefSeq lists its product as hypothetical. The transcript is spliced from 2 exons. Bases 1 to 1665 code for a protein of 554 amino acids. The record is from RefSeq and is a predicted model, not a curated record. Lineage: Eukaryota; Fungi; Ascomycota; Sordariomycetes; Hypocreales; Cordycipitaceae.